UGUAUCAAAAUGGUUCGCUCAUACUCAUGUGUUUGUAAUGAUGGAUUUACAGGGGAUGGAAUUAGGAGAUGCAACGAUUUAGAUGAAUGUAAGUCCUCGGCUGCUCAACGGUGUCAUCCUCAAGCAAAAUGUUUCAACACUGUUGGCUCAUACUAUUGUGCUUGUAAAACAGGAUUUGAAGGGGACGGAAUUAAAACUUGCAAAGAUUUCAACGAAUGUGCGUCGGCAACUAAAUGCCAUUCUCAAGCAAAAUGUAUCAACAGUGUUGGGUCAUACUCAUGUGUUUGUAAUAAUGGAUUUACAGGAGAUGGAAUUAAGACAUGUAACGAUUUAGAUGAAUGUGAGUCCUCGGCUGCUCAACGGUGCCAUUCUCAAGCGAAAUGUUUAAACAUUGUUGGCUCAUACUAUUGUGCUUGUAAAAAAGGAUUUGAAGGGGAUGGAAUGAAAACUUGCAAAGGCAUCGACAAGUGUAUUAAUGAAGAAUGGACAUGUGACUGUAACUUAAGUAGAGAAUCACUUAAUACAAGCAAGAAAGAAAGACUGAGACAACUUCACGAUGAGGUAGAUCGACUAUUUGAAAAGAAUACAACAACCCGAAGAAGCUGCGCGCCAAUUAUUAUUGACGAAUUAUCAAAAAUAACAGCUUAUGAAGACCAAGAAGAAGUGUUGGACCAAAAAAUUCUUAGUCAAACAGUUGAAAUCCUUCAAAAAAUCGUCGACUUUAAUAUUGCUGAUGACAUAAUGAACAUUAUGGUUCCUGCAAAUAAUAUACUGGAUGUUAGACACGAAAAAUCGUGGCGAAAUAUGACGGACGGUAAAGAGGCCCGCAAACUGGUGGUAACUUUGCAAAAAUAUGGCGUUCAAAGCGGGAAUAUCAUAAAAAACAAAAAUACCUCCCAUAUAUUUCAAAUUUUUUCCAACGUACAACUACGUGUUAAAUACAUGAAAUCCUCAGAAUUUUUACCUCAGGACCGACUUUUCAAUUUCCCAAAUGCAUCUUUCAGUAUCUCACGAGAUGCACUUCCUAAGAAUUCAGGUGCUGUGGUUGUUGUCGUAUGGUAUAAGACACUAAAUUCAUUUUUGACGAAGAAUAUUUACGACGGUAAUAAUUAUGCAAUUAAGAGUAGGAUAAUCAGUGCAAGUGUUCAACCUGAAGCAACUAGGAUUCCAUUCAAACAGCCGGUUCGCAUCCAUUGGAAAGAAAACGUGUUGGUAAUGAAGAACGACCCAAAGACUUGCGUAUAUUGGAAACCAGAAUUACACGAUAACUUGUGGAAAUCGGAUGGAUGUAAAAGAGUUGAUUCAUUAGAUAACGACUUGAUAUGCGAAUGUGACCAUCUCACGGCCUUCGCCACCAUGGACACUUGGGAAAGAGAUUUGUUAAGUAAAACUGAACAGAAAAGCUUGGAAAUUAUAUCCACGAUUGGUUGUUCCUUAUCACUUGUUGGUGUAAUUUUGACUAUAUUGGCACACGCAGUGCUGUGGAAGAGACUUCAUAAAAUAACCGACUGCAAAGUUCCCUCUAAAGUGUUGAUGAAUCUAUGCGCCGCUAUUGGAAUGACGGAUAUCUUUGCUGUUCUUGCUGGACCUGCACGCAAAAAUGAGGUUUAG
Dendronephthya gigantea is the source of this 1611-nucleotide messenger RNA. Its product is annotated as adhesion G protein-coupled receptor E1-like. Gene Ontology annotation, molecular function: calcium ion binding. The record is from RefSeq and is a predicted model, not a curated record. The transcript has 10 exons. Lineage: Eukaryota; Metazoa; Cnidaria; Anthozoa; Malacalcyonacea; Nephtheidae. Bases 10 to 1611 code for a protein of 533 amino acids.